This is a messenger RNA of Harmonia axyridis, 1814 nucleotides long. RefSeq lists its product as uncharacterized. Gene Ontology annotation, cellular component: cytoplasm. The coding region runs from base 98 to 1600 and encodes 500 amino acids. The record is from RefSeq and is a predicted model, not a curated record. Lineage: Eukaryota; Metazoa; Arthropoda; Insecta; Coleoptera; Coccinellidae. Gene Ontology annotation, molecular function: ubiquitin protein ligase activity; ubiquitin conjugating enzyme binding; zinc ion binding. The transcript is spliced from 2 exons. Gene Ontology annotation, biological process: multicellular organism development; proteasome-mediated ubiquitin-dependent protein catabolic process.
GUGCUUUGAUUAAUUCACUUGACAGGUGGACAGGUUCUCUGAUACCCAAAUAUUAUUUUUAUUUUUCAGAAAUGACUUUUUAUGGCAACAGUUUUUUAUGAUGGAGAAAUCGUUAGAAAAAUAUCUCCUGAAAUGUUCAAUUUGCAAUAAGCCCUUAUCAGUGGCUCCAAUUUAUCAUAAUGAUUUUAUUGGAAGUAUAUGUGGUAGAUGUACAUAUGAAGGUAUAUUAAGUGAAAACGAAGGAUCAUCCUUAGAGAGGCAGAUAAUUUUUGAAGAAGUUGCAAAGCAUUUAACUUUUCCCUGUUCUUAUCAAGCCUUUGGAUGUAAAGUUACGUUAAAAUGGGGCUCUAUUGAAUGUCAUGAAAACACUUGCCCUUUCAACAUUAUUGUUUGCCCCCUUUCACAUGCUUAUUUCCAGAGUACAUGUUCUUGGGUUGAUCAACCACUUCAGUUGGGAGAACAUAUAAAACGAAAACAUAAAAAUAUGUUUAGUAGCCCACCUAAGAUUGAAAUAACUCAAAAUUUUCAAAAUAAGACCAUUUUCUGGGAGUUAAUGGGAAGGGUUAUCAUAAUUUCAUUGAUUUUCAAUCAUGAAAUGAAUAAACAUUUAUGUUUUAUUAUGGGUGAUUUUGCACCAGAAUUAUGUGAUUCGUUCCUUUGUCAAAUAGAAAUUAACAAAGAAAAAAUGACCAAUCCUGUGAUUAUACAGCAUAAGGGUGUACUACCAUUCUGUGAAAAUUAUUUGAAUAAACCAGAAAAGGGCUUCGAAAUAGAUAUAAAUCAUUAUAGAAGUAUGUUGAGUCACCCUAAUGAGUUAAUAUUAACAUUCAAUGUCACAAAAGCAGUGGAUCCUGAGAAAAAUGAAUUUAAUCAACAACUACUACAAUCAUUGGAAUGUCCUAUUUGCCGUGAAUAUAUAAGACCACCAAUCUUCAUAUGUGAAACUGGACAUAACAUCUGUGAGAUUUGUUCAAAAAGAGUUAAUAUGUGUCCUAUUUGUCGGGGCAACUUUUUAGGUGGACGAAAUUUCACCCUAGAAAGCUUCACCUCCAAUCUCGAUUAUCCAUGUGUAAAUCAAUUGCUUGGUUGCUCUUUUAUUGGUAAAGCCCAACUUGUUCAGGAGCAUGAACUUUUUUGUGAGUAUAUUGAAAUAGAAUGUGUGACUCUAAAUUGCCAAUGGAGAGGAUUAGAUGGUGAUCUCAAAAAACAUUUGAAGGCUGAACAUAUGGAUGUGUUACUUCAGCAAGACAACACUUAUGCUCACCAUUCAAAUAAGGAUUUUAAAGAUUAUUUAUUUCUUUAUGUUGAUGAUAUUUUCAUUUUGAAAUUAUAUUAUGAAAACGGUCAAGAUCUUAAGUUUGCUGUUUUACAUUAUCAAUGUAAAACAACUAGCAGGUAUAAAUAUGAUUUCAAAAUAAUGGGUUUUCCUUCAUUCAACAUAAGCAUAACUAUGUCAGAUGAGUGUCAAUCUGUACGAAAUUAUAAUGAUGUGAGAAAUGGGAAAUAUAGGAUUUCUUUAGUGCCUUUUAAUUUGUUGACACAAUUUAUGUUUGAAUUUGAACACUUGGAUUUCAAGUUCAAUCUCAAAUGUGAACAAUAAAGCUGUUAAUACAUCAUGCAGUACAACACUUAUGGAAUUGGUAUGGUUGUUGAUGAUUUGUGGAGAUGAAGAACUGCAAGAACAGUUAGUGAAAACACUUUUCCAUAUAGACUUUUUCUUCAAAGGAUUAUCACAAGGAAAAAGGAUGUCUUUCAGUGAUUUAUUUAAAAAGUAUUCAUAUUUUAUCAUUAAAAAUAAAUAUAAGGAAAAAGAA